AUUGUUCAUUUCACCGCGAAAUCAAUUUUCGCUUCACAAUGACAGCACACGAAACUCAAUGUUGUCAACGCGUAUAACAUCCACCCGUGUUGGUCUGAUUUUUUUAACAUCAAAAUCAAGAAUGUCUUACUCCCCAAGAGGAUACCUCGCUCGGCUCGUGGUGGAUAAAUCGAGAAUUGACAAAACUUUAGACAAUUGCGAUAUGAAAAAAUGGUACAUACUACCUAAGAUCCCCCAGAAAUAUGAGGACACCUUUGUGGACCUCAAACAGCCUGAUGAAAUCACUCUGAUGUGGUUGAAGGAAUCUAAAGAAACAUCGAGUAAAUUUUGGCUCCAGCUAUGGCAUUUAUUGGCAAAAACAUUGCUCAGUGUGUUCAUGACGCAAACAGAUAUAAAUGGGCUUCUGAAAAGAGGAUCAAUGUUCAUACUCUCUGAACUCCAAUACCAAAUACUUCUUUUGAAGAGUGGAUUUCACGAGUCGGGACUAGACCAAGCAUUGAAUAUACAUGUUCUAGACAUCGGUGCUGGCGAUGGCGAAGUCACCAUGCGGUUCGUCAAGGCAAUCACUAUGAUCUUUCCAAACAUACCAAUGAAAUUGUAUGCAACUGAUUCCAGUUGGACAAUGAGAUCAAGGCUGGUCGAAAAACAAAUAAACGUGUUAGAAGACAUCAAUCAGCUUAGCAACGUUAACUUUAUAUCUUGUCUGAAUGUACUUGAUCGAUGCAUAGAUCCCCAUAAAAUUUUACAAGAUAUUUACAACGCGUUGGCUCCCAAUGGAAGAUUAUUAGUAGCUCUGGUGCUGCCGUACAACCAUUACGUAGAAAAAAAUUCCAGCCACAUGCCCUUGAGACCGUUAAUGGAGCAUUGGCGCAGUUCGACGUGGCUACCCAUCGAAAAGGAAAUUGAAAAGUUUUUCGAGCAGUUGGAAUACGUCGGGUUCAAAAUAUUAUCUUGGACCAAAGCUCCGUACUUGUGUGAAGGCGAUUUCAAUCAAUCUUUCUAUUGGUUAGACGAUAUAGUAGUUGUGUGUUCCAAAUAAUGUGAUAUUUUUGUAUAGCGAUUAAAAGUACCGUACUAUACCAAA
This is a messenger RNA of Toxorhynchites rutilus septentrionalis, 1084 nucleotides long. Its product is annotated as protein-L-histidine N-pros-methyltransferase. The coding region runs from base 59 to 1039 and encodes 326 amino acids. The record is from RefSeq and is a predicted model, not a curated record. Lineage: Eukaryota; Metazoa; Arthropoda; Insecta; Diptera; Culicidae. The transcript has 6 exons. Gene Ontology annotation, molecular function: protein-L-histidine N-pros-methyltransferase activity.